UGUGAAGUUGUUAUCGGUAAUGGCAGACGUCUACACAGGAAAUGGGACGUUCGUGCCAUCAAAACUAAUGAAUAUAAAAGGGAUGCGUAGAACUCAAUUGAUCGUGAGUUGGUUACAUACACUCGAAUCGUUUACAAGAGUCGGUCGUGAAUUCAGUGAGCUUCAUAAAGAGAAAUUUUCAUAACGAAUUUAAAAAUCCAAUUUCAACGCAAUUUAAUCAAUUUGAACAGUAUGGCUUUUGAGUUAAAUCAGCAAAUAUUUGCUUGGCUGUGCAUUUACCCAGCUACAAGUUCACUUUGGGUGAAACGUUUCAAUGUUUCGGUUACCGUGGUUGUGUUGAUAACUGAAUUGUUGGCCGAAAUAGCGAGUGCUCUUUUUAUCUAUGAAUUUGUUGGCAGUGACUUUGAAAAUUGCCUCUAUGCAUUGUUUCAAGUUGCUGCUUUGUUCAGUGUAAUUUACAUGUGGCUCAUCGCAUUCAUUCUUCGCGAAACGAUUUAUGACAUUUUCACGAAAUUCCAGCAAAUCUAUGAUUCGAGUAAUUAUUUUUCAGAUAUUACAGAUGAAAAUACAUCAUUAGCAGUAUAUUUGAAUGAAGCAAACGUUAAAAUUACAUGGAGUACAAAAGCUUUGGCCAUCUUCUUGCCCAGUGCAUUUCUUGUAAUAUUGACAACGAUGGGCAUUAUAAAUAUUUCGUAUUGCCUGUUGGUUUAUGGUCACAUUGUUGGGGAUCGAUUGUAUUUUCCAUACUAUUUUAUCCUACCAUGGAAUCAGCGAACGCUCUGCGGUUGGAUUGGACUGAAUUUGUUGAGUGCUGGGGCCGCUUCAUUUUAUAUGAUCAUAGAUUAUUCAAUUUUAAGCUUUUUCGUUGGCAUUUGUGAAUAUCAUCACGUUUUUCCUGAAUUCUUUGGUGUGCUAAUGAAUGAAUUGGAUCACAGAAUCAACUCGAAUGCCAAUCAAUUCAAAGACUUGUUUGUCAAAUUGAUUUACUUUCAUAAUACGGCUCGAGGAAUGUUUUCGGAAACGGCCGAUUUUUUCAGCCUUUUCAUUUUUAUUCAACUAGCCUGCAGUGUGAUUUAUUUGGCUUGCUCAAUUUUUUUAACGGAUAUCAUCAUGCAACAUUUCGAUUUGAGUAUCGGUGUUCUAUGCUCUUGCGUUUUUAUAAGCGGUUCAAAUCUAUUUCUAUACUGUUAUUACGGAGGUCGCGCAACAAUCGACAUUGUUUCAUAUUCGAAUCUAUUGUUUGAGUCAGCAUGGUUUAAAUUACCCAUUGAGUUUCAAAAGUUGGUCAUCGUUAUGAUCGCAAACGCUCAGAUUCCGAUUGAUUAUGAUGGAUUUGGAGUGGCCCGUUUAAACUUGG
This is a messenger RNA of Sitodiplosis mosellana (orange wheat blossom midge), 1357 nucleotides long. RefSeq lists its product as uncharacterized. The annotation marks the transcript as partial. Lineage: Eukaryota; Metazoa; Arthropoda; Insecta; Diptera; Cecidomyiidae. Gene Ontology annotation, biological process: sensory perception of smell; detection of chemical stimulus involved in sensory perception of smell. Gene Ontology annotation, cellular component: plasma membrane. Gene Ontology annotation, molecular function: olfactory receptor activity; odorant binding. The record is from RefSeq and is a predicted model, not a curated record. The transcript is spliced from 6 exons.